Messenger RNA from Oppiella nova, 655 nucleotides. NCBI's taxonomy places the organism in Eukaryota, Metazoa, Arthropoda, Arachnida, Sarcoptiformes, Oppiidae. The record is from the annotation of a GenBank genome assembly.
UUUAAAUUAGUUUUAAUUAUUACAACAAUAACUAAAAAUGAACGUGGAUGAAACACAACGAUUAUUUUAUGAUCACAUCAAUUCAUUUUAUAGUGAUCUUGAUUUAUCGGAAAAACUCAUCAAGCUACUGCGGACACACCCAUGUAAUUAUAAGCUAGAUAAUAUACUGUCAAUUAGGAGAGCAGAUGUUGAGGAGAAUAAACGGGAAAUAUUGCUACAGUUCUCGCAACCGCACCACCACCUCCACGAAUUAGCGGACAUAUUGGAGAAGUCGGGUCAACCCCAAGUUGCCGACCAGUUGCGUAAUUUCGAUGAUAAAGAAAAACAAUGGAUAAAGGGCGAGGUAAUACACUUGCAAAACCUUCGAUCGCCAUACGUGGUCGAGUACUACGACAGUUGGGUAGAGGGCAACACCUUUUACAUAAAAAUGGAGUUGUGUUCGGAUAGUCUUUCAAAUAUUCUCAGACUUAAGCCGCAAUACUUCUCGAGACAAUUGGGAGAACCCAUGGAUUUAUUCGAGUACUUCAUUUCGUGCGAAAUAUUUAAAGAGAUCUUAGAAUGCGUUCAGUAUUUACACGGAUUGUCAUUAAUUCACAGAGACCUCAAACCCGACAAUAUACUGAUCGACCCAGCAAUAUUCUGUGAACAACCCUGA